UUGCAUCCAGCAGAUCCUGGAGGCGGUGCUUCACUGCCAUCAAAUGGGCGUGGUGCACCGAGACCUCAAGCCAGAGAACCUGCUCCUGGCCAGCAAAUGCAAGAACGCAGCGGUGAAGCUGGCCGACUUUGGCCUGGCCAUCGAGGUGCAGGGGGAGCAGCAGGCCUGGUUUGGCUUUGCAGGCACACCCGGGUACCUGUCCCCGGAGGUCCUGAGAAAGGAGUCAUAUGGCAAACCCGUGGACAUCUGGGCCUGUGGGGUGAUCCUCUACAUCCUGCUGGUGGGUUACCCUCCUUUCUGGGACGAGGACCAGCACAAGCUCUACCAGCAGAUCAAGGCCGGGGCUUACGACUUCCCUUCUCCUGAGUGGGACACGGUGACCCCAGAGGCCAAAAACCUGAUCAACCAGAUGCUGACCAUCAACCCGGCCAAGAGGAUCACCGCCCAGGAGGCCCUCAAGCACCCGUGGGUCUGCCAACGGUCCACAGUGGCGUCCAUGAUGCACAGACAGGAGACCGUGGAGUGCCUGAAGAAGUUCAACGCCAGGAGGAAACUGAAAGGAGCCAUCCUGACCACCAUGCUGGUCUCUCGGAAUUUCUCCGUGGGCAGCAGGCAGACCACCGCCGCAGCCUCUGCCGCUGCGGCCGCUGGCACCACCGCAGGGUUGGUGGAACAAGGUAGCAUCGCAGCUGGACUCUGGGGGCAUGAUGCCUCUCUCUCUCUCUCUCUCUCUCGCAUCCCUCUUUUCUAUCUUCUCUUCUACGCAUCUUCUUCCUCCUUCCCUCCUCAGAGCAUGAUGGCUUGA
Messenger RNA from Entelurus aequoreus (snake pipefish), 805 nucleotides. Its product is annotated as calcium/calmodulin-dependent protein kinase type II subunit beta-like. Gene Ontology annotation, cellular component: cytoplasm; neuron projection. The record is from RefSeq and is a predicted model, not a curated record. The coding region runs from base 44 to 805 and encodes 253 amino acids. NCBI's taxonomy places the organism in Eukaryota, Metazoa, Chordata, Actinopteri, Syngnathiformes, Syngnathidae. Gene Ontology annotation, molecular function: calcium/calmodulin-dependent protein kinase activity; ATP binding; calmodulin binding. The transcript is spliced from 8 exons. Gene Ontology annotation, biological process: protein phosphorylation.